AUGCCUCAAUUUGGAUCAAAUCAAGAAGCGCAGCGAGUGCCAUGGGAUAACAAACCUGCUUUGAAGCAGAUAACACUCCGAGCGACCAUUGCAGGUAUCACUAUAGGAUCUUUGGUACUAACAUCAAACUUCCAGUUUGGCCUGCAAACUGGCUGGGUCUCCAUGAUGUCUUUACCAUCGGCAUUAUUAGCGUGUGCUUUUUUUAAGAAUGUCUGGCCGCUGAUAUUCCCUAAUGACAGACCAUUCAGUGAUGUGGAAAAUGUAUAUGUACAGAGUAUGGCUGUAGCUGUUGGAACAGGUCCGUUAGCCUUUGGAUUUGUCGGCGUUAUACCUGCCAUCGAGAAGUUUCUUACAAACCACGAGAGUGGCGGGUUAAGAGAACAAGGACAGUCGUUUACCUUUAGGGAAUUGUUAAUAUGGUCCACCGCCUUGGCUUUCUUUGGUAUUUUCUUUGCAGUCCCUCUUAGAAAGCAAGUGAUUGUCAGAGAAAAACUUCCCUUUCCCAGUGGCAGCGCCACGGCAACUUUAAUUUCAGUACUAAAUGGGACAGAGAUUUUACAAGAAGUUUCCAAGUCAGAGUUAUUGGAAAUGAGACAAAGAAGAUUAAAUGAAUGUCCUGAGGUAUUGCAACCGAAUGGAGACCCAGAAGAGGUAGAUUAUUUAAUAAACUCUUCUCGUAGUGAUCUUGGCGAGUAUUCGGCAACCAGCCAAGAUGAUAAUUCCAUCCUUUCUAGUGGUUCUGAAAACUACAGAGCAAAUAUUAUUAUUUUGUUCAAAACCUUUGUUGCUUCAUCACUCUACACCAUGGUCUCGUACUUUAUACCAGUAAUACGGUCUAUUCCGGUAUUCGGAAAAUACCUCUCGAACAAUUAUCUCUGGAAUUUUCAACCGUCACCUGCAUAUAUAGGUCAAGGAAUAAUAAUGGGUCUUCCAACAGUUUCGUACAUGCUCAUAGGGUGUUUCCUAGGGUGGGCGGCGUUAGCUCCACUAGCAAAAUACAAAGGGUGGGUGCCACCGGAUGCUGAUGUCCAUGACUGGGAAAAUGGUGUACAAGGAUGGAUUCUUUGGUCUUCCCUUUCAAUUAUGGUUGCUGACAGUGUUGUCGCUUUCAUUGUAGUGACAGUAAAGUCCAUUGUAAAAUUCAUUCUCAUAGAUGAUAAAGCCGCUCUAUUGAACAACAUCAUUGAUGACACAUUUCAAUCCAUGCUACUAGAAGAGGAACGUGCCAUUAAUAGCAGCAGGAGAAAUACAAACGUGGAUGGAAGACAAGACACCGUAAGAUUAGUGAGUAGAGAGAACGAAAUCGAAGUAGAUUCUAAGCAUCUGGUUCGCUAUACUACCGUUAUCAGCGGAUGCUUAGUCUCCUCAAUAAUAUGCAUAGUUUCCAUAAUAUAUCUUUUUGGCAUACAAGUUAUCCCUCUAUAUGCCAUCAUUACUGCAUUAAUACUUGCAUUGUUUCUAUCUAUUCUCGGUAUUCGAGCACUUGGAGAAACUGAUUUGAAUCCUGUGAGCGGAAUAGGUAAGAUUUCUCAACUGAUAUUUGCUUUCAUUAUACCUAGGAAUAGGCCUGGAUCUGUUUUGAUGAAUGUCGUAUCCGGAGGUAUUGCAGAAGCUUCUGCCCAACAGGCAGGCGAUUUAAUGCAGGAUUUGAAAACAGGACACCUCCUUGGUGCCUCUCCAAGGGCUCAAUUCUGUGCCCAGCUGAUAGGUGCCUGUUGGUCUAUUAUUCUGUCUAGUUUCAUGUACAUGUGCUACAAUAAGGUUUAUACUAUUCCAAGUGAACAAUUCAGGAUACCGACGGCAGUAGUAUGGAUUGACUGUGCAAGACUGGUAACUGGUAAAGGCCUCCCGGAGAAGGCCUUAGAAUGUUCCAUGAUUCUCGGCGCCAUAUUUGCUGUGUUGUCCCUAAUCAGAAACACUUACAGGGAUUAUGGCUAUGGAUGGAUAUUAUAUAUUCCCUCCGGGGUAGCAGUUGGUGUUGGUAUAUUCAAUUCUCCCAGUUUUACCAUUGCUAGAUUUAUCGGAGGAUGGGCGUCACACCUUUGGCUAAAAAGCCAUAGGGGUGAUUUGAAUGCAAAGACAAAAAUGAUUGUAUUUAGUUCCGGAUUGGUCCUAGGCGAAGGUAUCUUUAGCGUGAUGAAUAUGGUCUUCACCUGCUUGAAUAUUCCCCAUUAUUGA
Saccharomyces kudriavzevii IFO 1802 is the source of this 2178-nucleotide messenger RNA. RefSeq lists its product as uncharacterized. The coding region runs from base 1 to 2178 and encodes 725 amino acids. Gene Ontology annotation, molecular function: oligopeptide transmembrane transporter activity. Gene Ontology annotation, cellular component: fungal-type vacuole membrane. NCBI's taxonomy places the organism in Eukaryota, Fungi, Ascomycota, Saccharomycetes, Saccharomycetales, Saccharomycetaceae. The transcript has a single exon. The record is from RefSeq and is a predicted model, not a curated record.